UGCGGUCUUUGGCAGCGAGGGCACACUGAAUGCGCCCAUUGGUUCUGCUUCGCUCUGAAGUGACGGCUGUAAAACAGGGGCUUGGAAGAAGAUAUUUGGCUUCUGUGACAGCUUGCAAAUAUGUUAUUAUCACCUUUGUUUUAGGUAGAGACUGAAAGCCACCUUAAACAUACCAGGUGCAGAGCACAACAGAGUAACCAUGAAUGACAUUGCACAGAAAACGGAGAUUCUGCUUUCUUCAUCUAAACCCGUCCAAAAGUCCUAUGUGCCCAAGCUUCACAAGGGUGAUGUAAAGGAUAAAUUUGAAGCUAUGCAGAAAGCAAGGGAAGAAAGAAAUCAAAGGAGAUCUAGAGAUGAAAAGCAAAGAAGAAAAGAACAAUAUGUUAGAGAGAGAGAAUGGAACAGGAGAAAGCAGGAGAUGAAAGAACUGCUUGGAUCUGAUGAAGACGAUGACACCAAACUAUCUAAAAUAGAAAAGGGUUAUGUUCCAAAGCUCAUAGGAACCGUUAAAGGCAAAUUUGCAGAAAUGGAGAAGCAAAGGCAAGAAGAAGAAAGAAAAAGAAUGGAAGAAGAAAGAAAGCGGAGAAUUGAACAAGAUAUGAUUGAAAAAAGAAAAAUUCAAAGAGAAUUGGCAAAAAAGGCACAGGAGAUUGAUGACUUUAACAAUACGGGAACUGAAUCAGCAGCUGAGGAAGGGGAUGAUUCACUGCUAGUUACAGUAGUGCCUGUAAAAAGCACCAGGACACCUGGGAAGAUGAAAAUAACUUCUGAGAACACAGGAAAGGAGACAGCAGAAAUAAGAAAGAUACAGGAUGAAGAAAUGAAGCUAAAAUAUGAGGAACAAAACCAAUUCCUUAAGGAACCCAAGUGCCUUUCAUUUGUCAAGGGUCAAAAUGAAAACAGUGAAGCUCAAGAGCCUCUGUCUCCUGGUAAGCUGAAAGUCACAUUUGAAGAACUGGAAAGACAAAGACAGGAGAAUCAAAGGCGGCAAGCAGAAGAAGAAGCAAGACAACGUUUGGAAGAAGAAAAACGUGCCUUUGAAGAAGCCAGGCAGCGAAUGAUAAAUGAAGGUGGCGAUGAAGAAUCUGAAAAUGCUGUUAAAGAACUCCGCCCUGGUAAACUCAGACUCAGUUUUGAGGAAAUGGAAAGACAGAGGAGAGAAGAGGAAAAGAGGAAAGCAGAAGAGGAUGCACGACGACGCAUAGAAGAGGAGAAAAGAGCAUUUGCUGAAGCAAGGAAGAAUAUGCAGGUGCUGGAUGAUGAAUCACCAGAAAUGUUUAAAACCUUUUCUCAAGAAUCUCUCAUACCUGGUAAACUGGAAAUUAAUUUUGAGGAGUUGCUGAGACAAAAAAUGGAAGAAGAAAAGAGGCGCACAGAAGAAGAGCGCAGGCAAAAGUUGGAAAUGGAAAGGCAAGAAUUUCAACAGCUGAGACAAGAAAUGGGACAGGUCUGUGUCGGGUUUUCCGAAUCCAUGAAGGGCAGUUUACUGACAGCAAUCCUCGAACGAGUGGCAUAUUCAAGCAAGCUGGAAGAAGAGUCUGAAACUUUUGAAUUAAGCAAAGAAUAUGAAGAAUUGAUGAAGCUAAAAAGAAGUGGUUCUAUUCAGGCAAAGAACUUAAAAAGCAAGUUUGAAAAAAUAGGACAGCUGUCUCAAGAAGAAAUACAGAAGAAGAUUGAAGAAGAGCGAGCAAAGAGAAGAGCAAUGGAUGAAGAAAUAAGAGAAAGGGAAGCUGAAAAAUUUCAUGAGGAUGAUGACGUAGAUGUGACACCAGCCAAGAAAUCCGAGGCUCCAUUUACUCACAAAGUAAACAUGAAGGCUCGCUUUGAGCAAAUGGCAAGAGCCAGAGAAGAAGAGGAGCAGAGGAGGAUUGAGGAACAAAAAUUACUACGUAUGCAGUUUGAACAAAAAGAAAUUGAUGCAGCAUUACAGAAGAAAAGGGAAGAGGAGGAAGAAGAAGAGGGAAGCAUUAUUAAUGGUUCUGCUUGUGAAGAUGAGGAUCAAGCUCGAUCUGGAGCUCCCUGGUUCAAGAAGUCACUGAAAAACACAUCAGUUGUUGACGGCGAGCCAGUAAGAUUUACAGUUAAAAUUACUGGAGAACCAAAACCUGAAGUUACAUGGUGGUUUGAAGGGGAGAUGUUGCAGGACUCUGAGGACUAUCAAUAUAUUGAAAGAGGAGAAACCUACUGCCUUUACUUGCCAGAAACCUUCCCAGAAGAUGAAGGGGAAUAUAUGUGUAAAGCAGUCAACAAUAGAGGCUCAGCUGCUAGCACCUGUAUUCUCACAAUUGAAACUGAUGACUACUAAUGCUCUACUUUAGCUGGAAUCUUUCUUCCCCUCAACUCUCUUACUGCAUCAUCUCUUUCUCUGAUGGGGCCAACUAAAGAAAGCAAUGAUGUGCAUUAAUUUGUCAUUCCUGCAUCAGAUAAGAAUAUACCUUUCACAUUGUGAGAAUUCCCUACUCAAAAACCAGUAUCAAAGGCUAAGAUUAAAAAAUCAUUGUAUGAAAGAUCAACUGAAGGAAAAAGCUGAAUUAUCACAGUGCUCCAGCAUGUGAAGACCAACUCUUGUGUAACAGAAUAAAGCUGAAUACACAAUCUGGAAA
Ficedula albicollis (Collared flycatcher) is the source of this 2603-nucleotide messenger RNA. It is a transcript of the gene NEXN, whose product is annotated as nexilin F-actin binding protein. Lineage: Eukaryota; Metazoa; Chordata; Aves; Passeriformes; Muscicapidae. The record is from RefSeq and is a predicted model, not a curated record. Gene Ontology annotation, biological process: mitochondrial fusion. The coding region runs from base 200 to 2305 and encodes 701 amino acids. The transcript has 15 exons.